AGGGAGGAGGGGGAGCAAAACUUGGAGGUCUAGGUUCAAUAUUAGGAUCCAUCCAGAAUGAUCAAAGAGCUCCGACUCCGGCAGAGGCUGAAGCCAAACGAAAGAGACGGGAGGCUGAAGAAGAACGGAAGGCAGAAGAGAAGGCUCAACGCGAACAAUAUAUUCUUUGGGUCCAAAAUACCCUUCAAUCGUUCCAAGAAGGGGAGAAAGAGUAUCACGAAUUUCCUCCAUCAGAUUAUAUUCAUCGCGUCAUCGUAAAAGAUGAAGCAGAGUGCAUGGGGCUGGUGUCUUUCUCGCAUGGUGAAAAGGAGGAGGACAAGAGGGUCUACGUUUUCAAACCCGAAAGAGCUCCC
This is a messenger RNA of Guillardia theta CCMP2712, 353 nucleotides long. RefSeq lists its product as hypothetical. The transcript has 7 exons. The coding region runs from base 58 to 258 and encodes 66 amino acids. NCBI's taxonomy places the organism in Eukaryota, Cryptophyceae, Pyrenomonadales, Geminigeraceae. The record is from RefSeq and is a predicted model, not a curated record.